UAAUUAACUUGAUUCAACUGCCAUCUGACAUGUCUUUUUGGAUGUAAGCUCACGAUGACUGAUCAAUGUAGUUUAUGUCCGCAAAAGAACUUUUUGUUUGCUCAAACUUAUUGUAAAAUGAAGCCUGGUUAAAUUUUUAGAACAGAAUCCCUUUAGUAUUAAAAUAGUUACAAGUUGAAUAGUUAAGCACUUCAGCGGAUUCUCCCCUACGUGCUAUGCCAUUUGAAACUUAGAUAGCAGCUUUAUUUUCAAUUGUGAGACUAAAACAGUCUUUGGGUUUCUCACAACAUCUUUUCAGUUACUGAUGGGAAAUCCCUCUGAAUGAUGUAUGCAUAUCGCAUCUGAUUCCAGUAGGGUGCCAUACAGGGAAACACUAAAACAGUGUUUGGGUUUCUUACAACAUUUUUUCGGUUACUGAUGAGAAAUCCCUCUGAAUGAUUUAUGCAUACACUCCUAUAUCAUUUUUGGGAAAAAAAUGCUCAUUCUUUGGUCCAGGAAUGUAAAAAGAACUUCAGUUCAUACCAGGAAUGAGAACAGUGUUAGUAAAUAAAAGAAACCUUGUGUUAGUUUGUCUGUCUUUGCUGUUUCAUCGAGUCUGUUAGAGGGACUAGCCCAGUCAAGUGUCUUUCUCUUUCAGUUAUUAGUGGGAGCACUAGGACCAGGUUAUGCACCAUGUUCAGCAGCAUGCCUGAAGAAUAGUAGCGGUAGUAGUGCGGCUAAUGCCUGCAUGCCCGGGCAUGAUCUCCAUCACUGGGCAGUUGUAAAUAGGCCUAUAUAUAUUUGGCAAUAUAUGCAAAAAAUGCUGCAGCUCCCACAGCACCAAAAUCCACAGAGUUCAUCUGUUUUCCAGCUUACAUUUGGUAGUGAGAGCUUUGUUGAGGUCCUGAGAUGGCGGAUGGCCCGUCUGCGACUGCGGCUGCAGACCAAGCGGCGGCGGCGGCGUUGCGCACUGGAGGCAAUGACGGCAGAGGCCGUCGUGGAGAUGGAAUCCCGCGCGCCCCCGUCAAUCCCAGCUUCGCUGGAAGCGGCGUCACCAGGGACUCCGAUCAGGCAACCAGCGGCGGUUCCAAGUCAUCGCGCGCUGGCAGUGAGCGCAGUGAUUGCAUGAUCUCACCCUCGCGACACCGAGGGUGUCGCCACGACCGGCAGCCCGGCCGUGCUGCGCAUCAUCAAGGAGGUCGCUGGCGCCGCCAACUACCCGAUCCUGACCAAGAUGAACUACAAUCGCAAUAGAGGAGAAAAGGCUGAAUUUGCACACGGUUGAGAUUAACAAGAAAAAUACAUGGAGGGAAAGUGUAAACAAGCUGUGCUCUCACUGCCAGCUCAAACUAUGACGGAGAGGAAUUUGAAAUCUGACCAGGAAUGUGAAACACUGAUGACAGUAGAAAAGGAAUCAACCAUGGCAAUUCUUGCAACGGAGGUAAGGAAAGAGAAGGAAAGUAGCAGAAAGGAGACAAAUUUGGAAGAAAGGUAUGGAAUCAUGGUUGGUGCUGAAAACAAGGAUGGACAGUCUGGAAAUCCAAGAGCUGAAGAAAGCUUUCAGCAAGCACAUCUAUUGAAUAAUUCGGAAAUUGAUAUGCUAUCAGAAUUACAGGCUCCUGAAGCUGCUGAGACAUUUAGUCAGGAACAUGAACAAGAUAAUGGGAAUCUUGUUGGUAACGAUGAUGGAGAGGAAGACAUCAAUGAAUUCCAAAAUGACGGAGAUGAAGCAGGUGACGGUGAGGAAGACUAUUUUUUCCCAACUCCAGAAGAUGCAGAGCAGGCUAGGCCCCCGGAGAUUGGCAUGAUAUUUGCUACACUACAAGAUGCACAUCGUUUUCUCAAUGUCUAUGGGCUAGUUACUGGAUUUGUAAUGAAGAAAGGAACUAAUUACAAGCACAAGAAGAUUACAUUUGUGUGCAACAAAAGUGGGAAGAUGCCAGAGCGUGGAACAGGAAAUAGGAAAAGGAGAUCCAAUGCCAUUGACAGAACAGAAUGCCGGAUGAAGGUGACUGUGAAACUUGUUGCAGGAAGAUGGGAGAUUAGAGCAGUGAAUAAAGAACAUAACCAUCCACUUGUGGGUUUACCUUCACUCACCAAAUUUUUUAUCAGCCACAAAUACAUGUCCGAGGAAGAGAGAAUCUUAUCAAGAAUAUUGCAAGAAAGUAAAAUUAAGCCGGCAGAGAUAAUGGAAAUCUUCAGGAAACUAAGGUCCAGGUUAAAGAAUAUACCUGUCCAGAAAAUGGAUAACUGCAUGAAACAGUCUGAGAGGCAGGCUGUAACUAAGAAUACUGAUAUAGAGAGCACACUAGAACAUCUCCGAAGAUUUCAAAAGGAACAACCGGGUUUCAUCUAUGCUAUAAAUACUGAUAAUGGUAACACUGUCAGAAGUGUAUUUUGGACAGAUGCGCUGGCUAGAUUGAAUUAUGCCUUGUAUGGUGAUUUCAUUUCAUUUGAUACGAGUUAUACCACUACUGAAAACAACAUGUUGUUUGCACCACUAAUAGGAAUUAAUGGCCAUGGUAAGGCAAUUGUUUUUGGUUGUGCUUUGCUUGAAAAUGAGAUGGCUGAGACACUCACAUGGUUAUUCAGGACCUUUCUGGAUGUGAUGGAUGGGAAGAAACCGAUUACAAUAAUUACACAUCAGGGAUUUGCUAUGCAGAAAUCAACUGCAGAGGCAUUUCCUGAUGCCUCGCAUAGGUUCAGCAUGUGGCAUAUGAUGAGAGAAGCUGCAGCUGAAUUUGGUGGUUCAAUGGCAAAUAGAUCUGGAUUGCAAGCUGAGCUAACACGCCUGGUGACGAAUUCUUUAACUGCAGAGGAAUUUGAGGAUGGCUGGAAAGCAAUGCUUCAGAAAUAUGAUGCAGCAUCAAAUGCACACCUGAAUCUCAUGUAUCAGACAAGAUUAAUGUGGGUGCCAGUUUACUUCAAACAUGUGUUUUGCCCAUUUAUACGUUCCUCUGAAGGGAGCGACAACACAAAUUCAAUCUUCAAGGAUGAUGUUCCUCUGCAGGAUACCAUUGAAAAUCUUAUUUAUCAGUAUGAUAUCUUUCAGAAGGAGGUUGCUUGCAUGGAACAUGGAUAUAGAUCUCAGUCUACUCCGAAAAUACCGAUGUAUUGUACAAGGCAACCAAUAGAAAGGCAAGCUGCCGAACUUUACACAGUGGGGUUAUUCUUAAAAUUUCAGAAAGAGCUACUUGAUGCAUCAGCUUUCAAUGUUUUUGAAACGGAUAAGGGCAGAAUUUAUACAGUGAAAAAAACACUGGAUUAUGAGGAGGCUGAAUUUCUCAGCGAUUCCUUUCCUAUUGAAGUCGACAUGAAAACCAACAUGUUCAAUUGUGUAUGUUCAAAGUUUGAACGAGAUGGAAUACUUUGUUGCCAUGUACUAAGACUUUUCACACAAUUUGGAAUUAACGAGAUACCUCAACACUAUAUUAAGCAAAGGUGGACCAAGAAAUAUAGGGAGGAGGGAUUACUGAUUGCUCAGAGAAAACAGGAUUGGAUUGUUUCUUGAAAGGCCUUGAUUUUUUGGUUUGAUAUUGAUCAGUGAUGGCAGUAAUUUGUGCAGAAGUGAACAUGGAUUUAAUCAAAGUAAAAAACUGCAGAGGAGCUUGAAAGAUUUGAGUAGAAGCUGAAAAGGGGGCAGAAACAAAGCAUAUGAACAUGGGGAGUGAUGGCAAAGGGAAUACCCACAAACUGCAAGGUGAAUGAUUGAUGUGGGUUGGGUGUUUUGAAAGAUAGGACAUUUAGUUAGUAGGUAUUAGUUAGAUGAAUUGUACAGCUCUCUAGAUCCAGUCUGUUUUUUUUUCCUCGAAUAUGUUCCAGUCUGUUUUGUUGCCCGCCCCCCUCACAAAUGCUGCAUCAUGAUCCUCACUAGGCAAUAAGAAACGUGGAGUUUCCUAGACCCCAACUCAUACUGUCAUUUUUGGUGUAGCUGUGGUUUCACUAAUUAGGUUCGCAGACAUCUAAUUCUGAUCCUUAUCCAUGAGGUGUUGAUACAAAGUCUUGGUUAGUUUACCUUGUAUGUUCACCGGUUUUUUGUUUGGCAUUGUACUGGUCCUCCAAAGGCAAAUUUUUGACCCCUAA
Panicum virgatum (switchgrass) is the source of this 4062-nucleotide messenger RNA. Its product is annotated as protein FAR1-RELATED SEQUENCE 9-like. Gene Ontology annotation, biological process: regulation of DNA-templated transcription. The record is from RefSeq and is a predicted model, not a curated record. Gene Ontology annotation, molecular function: zinc ion binding. The coding region runs from base 1283 to 3490 and encodes 735 amino acids. Lineage: Eukaryota; Viridiplantae; Streptophyta; Magnoliopsida; Poales; Poaceae. The transcript has 6 exons.